GUCUAAUAGGUAACGAUUAGUUUAUCUAAGCCUUAUAAACGAGAACUCGAGAUUUAAACUUAGACAAUUCAUCGUGCAGACACAUGGCAAUAAAGCCGAAUUGUCAACCCGAUGUCUUGUGAGCUGGCCGCUCUGGGUCGCCUCCACAGAGAACAUGUGCUGAAUCCAAUAACCGCGUUGGCGUUUUACACGUCGACUGAUGGGCAGAAAUAUCUCUUGGCGGGAGAGGACACGGACAUUAAAGUCUAUCAUGUCCAAACCUCUCGCUUUUCUGGGCAGUUACCUGUGUUCAAGGCCCAAUCUAUUCAUGGCAUCGCCGUACCACCGGCAGAGAUAUCCGAGAAGUCUAGUUUAAUUCUUGUCUGGGGUGGAAACUCUGUCAAGGUUUUGCCCAGAGAUGUCAUCGAGAGCCUCAUCUCGGGCCAUGGUACCGAGCGGGAUUUAACGAGGGGCGCCACCGAAGCAAGAGCACCUGACUGGAUUUUCGAUGGGAGAGUUUCGCCCUUUGGAGACCGCCGCAUUGUUCUACUUACUGCCCAUAAUGAGGUUAUUCCGGCCCAUGUAGACCCUAGCCGAGGUAAACUUAUCUUUGAUAAAAUCCUGUCUCCUUCGCGACCGAUCUUGUAUUCGGGUAACUUCUUCUGGGUAUCCAAGGAAUGCGUACUGGUGGCCGCCGGUACAGUUUUCGGCGAGAUUCUAGUCUGGAAAUGCCACCUCGGGGCGUCGGAGCAAAAUCAGGAUUGUGAGGUUCUCUUCGUAUUCACGGGUCAUGAAGGUUCCAUCUUUGGGGUCCACAUCUCGCCUGAGAUCCGGACUUCAACGGGAGAAAACUUGAGGCUGCUAGCUAGUUGUAGCGACGAUCGGACUAUUCGAAUAUGGGAUAUCACCGAAAGACAGGAGUCCCAAGAUCUGAAACAAAAGGGAUAUGACACUCAUAUCUCAGACGCACGAGAGACAGGGUUUGGCAACAAUGUGGAGGUAUCAGCUCACGGCGACCCUUCAGCAAGAUGCUUAGCUACUGUCAUGGGCCAUGCGUCGAGAAUAUGGCAAGUUGAGUUUCCACAGAACCAACUUUUAUCACGGACCUCUAACAUCGUUGGGCUCUAUUCAUUUGGCGAGGAUGCCACGGCCCAAAAAUGGAACCUCUCCCUAAACUUACCACUAUCUGAACUUGGCACUUCUAGUUCCCCUAUUAAGUCCGUUGCCAAGUUAACGCACCAGGAAACUUUUUCAAAUCAUACUGGGAAGCAUAUCUGGUCACACGCCACGACAUCCGAAGAUGAUUAUAUCCUCGUUGCGACUGGCGGCUCUGAUGGAAAGAUCGCCCUUAUAGGGACUGGAAUAAAAAGUAAUUCGUCAAAUUUAACAGAAGGUAACCAGACAUUAUUAGAUAAGAAGAAAGCCGUUGCAUGGUCUCUCACAGAUGUACUACGAUCAUCUCGAGCAAUCGGCGCAAUAAUAGAGGAGUCAAAUGUCAUUUCAGAUGACAUUCCUUUGGCGCCACAGAGCACCAAGCCUAAAAACGCAAAAGAAGCUUUUAAUCGAUACACAUUCAUCUCCGAUAAAAGACUACUUGCCGCAACCAAUUCAGGUCGGAUUUUUGCUGGUAGUUUUGAGGAUGACCUUACAUGGAUAGAAUUAGCUCUCCCUGACGAAAUUGGUCAGAUAGUCUUCUCCCAUGCUUUACAUGGAACCUCUCCGGUACAUCCGCUGGCUUUCAUUGGCACAAGCAAUGGCUACAUAUUUUACUAUAGUGAAUCGGGGGACCGAUCUCUUCAGUCACUGGUUAAAGUAGAUGGAAAGGUUGCUGACAUUUUUUGGCUAUCUGAUGCCAGCGCAUCUAAUAACAGCCAAUUCCAAAUUUUCGUUACUCUCCUACGCAGUACUAACGCUGUCAUUAUCCACGUUGACCCUGAUACUCUGACGACGAAACAAAUUAGUGUCACUUUAGAGUCAGGAUUUAUGGUCACCGCCGCAGCUUUCAUCCAAGGAUACCUCAUCCUUGGGUCGAGAAAAGGUAUUAUUGCUGUCUUUAGCCCAGGGGAAGACGGUAAUUAUUCCGUUAUUCUUACAGUCGAGGUACAUCGAGACGAGGCAAUUACAUCGCUGCUACCUCUUCGUAGCCGGGACGACCGGCCACGCAACUACAUAUUGAGCACGUGUCGUGACGGCAGGUAUAGGAUCCACGAAAUCCCAACAAAGGCUCACCAAUCCGCCGCCGUCCUGAUUCAUGAAGCCCUCCCACCAUUCGUGUCCUCAGUUGAAGGGGCCUGGUUCACCAAUAACAGCGACGGCACCAGGGAUCUCAUGCUCUGCGGUUUUCGGAGCAGCAACUUCGUGGUCUGGAACGAGACCCGGCGUCACGAGGUCGCCACGGUAGAUUGCGGGGGCUCUUCUAGAAGCUAUGCUUGGGCGCCCAUUCGAUCCCAGCCCGACGGGUUUCGGUUCGUCUUCACCAAGGCGGGGCAGAUGCACGUUUUCUCGCAGACGCAUGCCCCCCAUAGGACGCUAAAGCCAGGGGGUCACGGCCGUGAGAUCAAGGCGGUGAGCGCUUCGUCUGGGCGCUACGUCGCUACCGCCGCCGAGGACACCGUUAUACGUAUUUGGGAAUACGGUAGCGGCGAAGGCGAGGCUGAAGGUGAACAUUCCGGGCUUAGGUGUGUCGCGGCGCUAGAGAGGCAUGCGACGGGUAUCCAGGCCUUGAAGUGGUUCGGAAACGAGUACCUCUUCAGCAGCGGCGGCAACGAGGAGUUCUUCGUUUGGAGGCUGAAUAAGCUGGAGAGCGAUGAUUUUACCGGACUUGCUGUCGUGUGCGAGGCUGUGUUCCCGGAUAGAUCUGAGAUUGGCGACGCAAGGAUUACGGACUUCGAUGUUACCUGCGUCUCGAGCGAUGAAGAUGGCGCAUACGAGUUCUCUGUCUCCAUGGCGCUGUCAAAUUCGACGCUACAGACAUACGCUUAUACCAAGAAAGCUGGGUUCCGUCUCCUGAGAAGAUGGACGUAUACCGGAGCGUGUCUCACGCAGGUCCGACAUCUCGGUAGCAAUCAUAUCUUGACUGCGGCAACGGACGGAUAUCUUGCUGUCUAUGCCAACACAAGCCAAGCAAUAGAAGCAGAUACAGACGGUUCCCCUUUACCCAUCGUCACGAAACUCCAUCAGAACACCAUCAAAGCCCUCGAUAUACGUCAAGUAUCUUCCGAAAACGAUACCUCGCUCAAAUUUCUCCUCGUCACCGGCGGCGACGAUAACGCGCUGGGUGUUACGUAUAUCUCCGUUUCCCCAAACUCUACUUCUACCUCUCCUACCAAAGCAAACAUGGCGGAUGUUAAAAUCCAAAGUAAAUCCAUCAUCCGCUCCGCCCACGCCGCCGGCAUCACGGGCGCUGCCAUCGCGCGUCUUAACGAGGACAGCGCCAUUGUUGUUACAGGAAGUAACGACCAGCGCGUCAAAGCCUGGCGGUUGAUCGGCUGGGACCAGGACCAAAAGGAGAAAGAGAAGGAGAAGGGGAGGGUUAGGGCGCAAUUGCUGGAGGAUAGGUAUAGCGCCGUGGCUGAUGCCGGGGGCUUGGAGGUUUUCGAUGAUGGGAGGAAGGCGCUUGUUGUAGGCGUUGGAUUCGAGGUUUGGGAUCUGGGGGUUUAAGUUGUGGAAUGGGCAAAGGGGGUGGUUCUCUAUCUCGAGAGAUAUAGUGGUGAGAAAAAGGGGGUUGGAUUGGGUGAUGGGUUGAUAAGGGGGAAGUUAGGUAUAUACUUGAAUCUACCAGGUCAUAUUUUG
Molecule: messenger RNA, 3771 nt
Organism: Annulohypoxylon maeteangense
Lineage: Eukaryota; Fungi; Ascomycota; Sordariomycetes; Xylariales; Hypoxylaceae
Product: WD40 repeat-like protein
Exons: 2
Coding region: 112-3639 (1175 amino acids)
Biological process (GO): tRNA methylation
Cellular component (GO): cytoplasm
Molecular function (GO): protein binding
Source: RefSeq, a predicted model, not a curated record